AUCAUUUCACCACCACAACUCACUCACGACUAAUUGCAAAGCUUUUUUUUUUGUUUUGCGUGUGUUUUUGUCUCCAUCGCUCUUUUGUUUCCGACAUAAAGGAAAAUACAAUAUCAGACGAAUCAUUCGGUGUUUUGCUUACGAGAAGCUUCGAUCGAUCUCUUAGGUUUUAUUUUUCUUCUUCGUUUGGUUUAUGAAUCUUUCCAUUUCGUUUUCGUUGGUUUAAGCUUGAGUGAUGAAACCAGUCUCCGUGUCAGAGCUGUUUGAUCCGGUGGCUGGUAAGCUAUUACGGCGUUUUUAGCUCUGGUAUGGCUUUGUGCUUUGUGUUGGCUUGGCUAGAGUAAGAACGACGACGAGAUCACCCUUGAUUUAACUGUUUUUUUGCAUUUUCAACAAUGUCUGAACUAAAAGAGCGGCUGCUUCCUCCAAGACCUGCUUCAGCUAUGAACCUCAGAGAUACUGCUGUGUCUCGCCCUUCUGCUUCUGGAAGAGCUCCCCUUCUCGGAGUUGAUGUCCUGGGUCUGAAGAAGCGUGGACAAGGCCUACGGUCUUGGAUUCGUGUUGAUACUUCUGGCAAUACUCAGGUCAUGGAGGUUGACAAGUUCACUAUGAUGCGCAGAUGUGAUUUGCCCGCCCGUGAUUUAAGGCUGCUUGAUCCCUUGUUUGUGUAUCCCUCAACUAUCCUCGGCCGAGAAAAGGCUAUUGUCGUCAACUUGGAGCAAAUUCGUUGUAUUAUUACUGCUGAUGAGGUUCUGCUCCUCAAUUCCCUUGACAACUACGUGCUGCGUUAUGUUGUUGAGUUGCAGCAGAGACUAAAGACUAGCGCUGUAGGUGAGCUGUGGCAGGAGGAAAAUUCCCAGUUGAGUAGGAGACGGAGCAGGAGUUUUGACAAUGCUUUUGAGAAUUCAUCCCCUGAUUAUUUACCUUUCGAGUUCAGAGCUCUUGAAAUAGCCCUUGAAGCUGCUUGUACCUUUCUCGAUUCUCAGGCUUCAGAGUUGGAGAUUGAGGCAUACCCGUUAUUAGAUGAGCUUACCUCGAAGAUCAGUACACUAAACUUGGAGCGUGUACGUAGAUUAAAGAGCAGGCUUGUGGCAUUGACAAGAAGAGUUCAGAAGGUUCGGGAUGAGAUCGAGCAGCUAAUGGAUGAUGAUGGAGAUAUGGCAGAAAUGUAUCUAACAGAGAAGAAGAAGAGAAUGGAAGGUUCUUUGUACGGUGACCAAUCCAUAAUGGGUUACAGGUCAAAUGAUGGUCUAUCUGUUUCUGCACCAGUUUCUCCUGUUUCUUCUCCACCUGAUUCCCGAAGGCUUGAUAAAAGCUUGAGCAUUGCAAGGAGCCGGCAUGACAGUGCAAGGAGCUCAGAAGGCGUCCAGGAGAACAUCGAAGAGCUAGAGAUGUUGCUGGAAGCUUAUUUUGUCGUCAUUGAUAGCACUCUAAACAAGUUGACAUCGUUGAAGGAGUACAUUGAUGACACUGAAGAUUUCAUUAACAUUCAACUGGAUAAUGUGCGGAAUCAGCUGAUCCAGUUUGAGUUGCUUCUGACGACUGCAACAUUUGUUGUAGCAAUAUUUGGGGUGGUAGCUGGGAUCUUUGGGAUGAACUUUGAGAUAGACUUCUUCAACCAGCCAGGUGCAUUCAGAUGGGUACUCAUAAUCACUGGAGUAUGUGGACUUGUUAUUUUUUCGGCAUUCGUCUGGUUCUUCAAGUAUAGGAGACUCAUGCCUCUAUAAGAAGAUAGAGAGAGAUAGACAUGAAUGUGCCUCCCCCAGAAAAGUAGACAUAAACUUCUCUAUUGUUAUGUUGCUUACAGAUUAAUGAUUUGUUUCCUUUCCACAAUGGAAUCUUAAGCAUUUUUAUUA
This is a messenger RNA of Camelina sativa (false flax), 1856 nucleotides long. Its product is annotated as magnesium transporter MRS2-1-like. Gene Ontology annotation, biological process: magnesium ion transport. Lineage: Eukaryota; Viridiplantae; Streptophyta; Magnoliopsida; Brassicales; Brassicaceae. Gene Ontology annotation, molecular function: magnesium ion transmembrane transporter activity. The record is from RefSeq and is a predicted model, not a curated record.